Molecule: messenger RNA, 816 nt
Organism: Rotaria sp. Silwood1
Lineage: Eukaryota; Metazoa; Rotifera; Eurotatoria; Philodinida; Philodinidae
Source: the annotation of a GenBank genome assembly
AUGGCUGUUGAAGACGCACGUGCACUCGACACUGCAUGGAUCAUCGAACGAGCUGACGAAGUUCGUCGAACCGGGUCGACUAUCAUUCGAAACGUUCUUCCAGUUGACAAAAUUGAUGAACUCAAUCGAGUUUUUCAACCGCUUCUGGCGGAAACUGUGCGCAUCGAGGGUGCAGCAGGAAAUCGAGGACCAAGUCGUUACUAUGUUACUCCACCCUUUCGUCCACCAUGGACCGAUGUAUCAAUUAUUGACAAUGAUAUUAUCAUGGCGAUUGUUUCCGAACUUGUGGGUGCCGAUGGAGUAUUUUGUCAAUUAGCUACCGACACUCCAUGCCAAGGAUCCCAAUACCAGGAUUUGCACCGUGACACUCAGUCACUUUUUCCCGAAUGGGGACAAGAAACGCCACCUUUUCAACUGGCUGUUAAUUUUCCUCUUGUCGAUAGUAAUCCAGAAAAUGGACCGCUUGAAAUGACACUGUCAACACACCUGUUAACCAAAGAAGAAGCUCUUCGUCGCAUUGAAUCUGGCGAAAUACCUGUGCAACAAGUUUUGAUGAAGCGAGGCGAUGUGCUCAUUCGCGAUGUUCGACACAUACAUCGAGGAACACCCAAUCAAACCGAUCAACCGCGGCCUAUGGUCGUUCUUGGCUAUAGUCGAAAAUGGUUAUUUCGACCAGAAGUUGAAAUUCGUGUCGCCCGAGAAAUAUUGGAACAAUUACCGCUACGAACACGCAAGUGGUUACGAUUCAAUCCUGUGUUCAAUACCCUGGAAGAAGCGGAAAAGAAAGAAGAACUCUACCGUUCCUUUGCUUACUAA